AUUCCUCCGCCGAGCGGUUGGCGCGGCGGUCCCGCGUUCCCUGCGCCCUCUGAUGCCCGAGUUCGAGUCCCGCUCACGGCCGAUCGGAGAGACAAAGGCGGCCGGGCGGGCGUGGUGCUGGGCCGGUCACCCCACCCCGGCCUCUGUGUGUGCCCACUGUGUCGGCAGACUUCAUGGACGCUCUCUGCCAACAGCACUUGCCCCUACAGUCUAUUGGAGGCUACACGCAUGGCGGCUACGGUGUUCGUGCAGCCCCUGGACCUGGUCAAGAACCGCAUGCAGCUGAGCGGGGAGGGCGGCGGUGCCCGGGAGCACCGCAACAGCGUGCAGGCGGUGGCCUCCAUCCUGCGCAAGGAGGGCGUGCGGGGCAUCUACACCGGGCUGUCCGCGGGGCUCCUGCGCCAGGCUACGUACACGACGACGCGUCUGGGCAUCUACACGGUGCUGCUUGAGCGCCUGACGGGUGACGAUGGGGCGCCCCCAAACUUCUUCGCCAAGGCGGCCAUUGGCAUGGUGGCCGGGGCCACGGGCGCCUUCGUGGGCACCCCCGCGGAGGUGGCGCUCAUCCGCAUGACGGCCGACGGCAGGCUACCCGCGGAUCAGCGGCGUGGCUACAGGAACGUGCUGGAUGCGCUGUUCCGUAUCGUGCGCGAGGAGGGGGUCCUCACGCUGUGGAGGGGCUGCGUCCCCACAAUGGCGAGAGCCGUGGUGGUGAACGCCGCUCAGCUCGCCUCCUACUCACAAGCCAAGCAGUUCCUGCUCGACACGGGAUACGUGAAUGACAACAUUGUGUGCCACUUCUGGGCAAGCAUGCUGAGCGGCCUUGUCACCACGGCUGCCUCCAUGCCGGUCGACAUUGUCAAGACCAGGGUACAGAACAUGCGCAUGAUCGACGGCAAACCCGAGUACAAGAACGGCCUGGACGUGCUGUUGAAGGUGGUUCGCAAGGAGGGCUUCUUCAGCCUGUGGAAGGGCUUCACGCCAUACUACGCCCGGCUGGGUCCCCACACGGUGCUCACCUUCAUCUUCCUGGAGCAGAUGAACAAGUUCUACAAGCUCUACUUCCUCUCUUAGAGGGGGAAGCGGGGAGGCGCUCCCCCGCCACCAGCAACGCGCGCACAACCACCAACGAGGAGGUGGGAAGACAAACGCCCCCAACGCUGUCCCUCUUCCCGCGCAGCAGUAACGCAGCAGGACAGAGCCAGCAGCAACGACGCAACUCGACAGCGCAACUCGACAGCGCAACUCGACAUCGCAACUCGACAUCGCAACUCGACAUCGCAACUCGACAUCGCAACUCGACAGCGCAACUCGACAGCGCAACUCGACAUCGCAACUCGACAGCGCAACUCGACAUCGCAACUCGACAGCGCAACUCGACAUCGCAACUUGACAACGCAGCAACAACAGCGCAACUCGACGUCGCAACUCGACAUCGCAACUCGACGUCGCAACUUGACAUCGCAACUUGACAUCGCAACUUGACGUCGCAACUUGACAUCGCAACUUGACAGCGCAACUCGACAUCGCAACUUGACAUCGCAACUCGACAUCGCAACUCGACAUCGCAACUCGACAACACAGCAACAACAGCGCAACUCGACAACGCAACUCGACAGCGCAACUCGACAUCGCAACUCGACAGCACAGCAACGACAACGCAGCUCGACUCGAGCUGUUCGCACACCAGCGGCGGCGUCAGCCUGUCGGGUUGGAAUCGGCAAUGACGACGACGAUGACGACGA
Molecule: messenger RNA, 1745 nt
Organism: Petromyzon marinus (sea lamprey)
Lineage: Eukaryota; Metazoa; Chordata; Hyperoartia; Petromyzontiformes; Petromyzontidae
Source: RefSeq, a predicted model, not a curated record